CUUGUUUUACAGCAAAUGGCGGACGACGCCGGUGCUGCGGGAGGAGCUGGGGCAGCAGCAGCAGGAGGAGGAGGAGGAGGAGGUGCUGGUGCUGGUGGUGGAGCAGCAGCUGCUGCCAGGGGUGGCUUUCGAGGAGGCUUUGGCAGUGGAGGCCGAGGCCGUGGACGGGGCCGUGGUAGAGGCCGUGGACGAGGGCGUGGGGCCCGAGGCAAAGCUGAAGACAAAGAAUGGAUUCCAGUCACCAAACUUGGUCGCCUGGUCAAGGACAUGAAAAUCAAGUCUCUGGAAGAGAUUUACCUUUUCUCCCUUCCAAUCAAGGAGUCUGAAAUCAUCGACUUUUUCCUGGGCUCCUCUUUGAAGGAUGAGGUUUUGAAGAUUAUGCCUGUUCAGAAACAAACCCGUGCCGGUCAGCGCACCAGGUUCAAGGCCUUUGUCGCCAUUGGGGACUACAACGGCCACGUUGGUCUCGGAGUCAAAUGCUCCAAAGAAGUUGCCACUGCAAUUCGCGGGGCCAUCAUCUUGGCGAAACUGUCCAUUGUGCCAGUGAGGCGAGGCUACUGGGGUAAUAAGAUUGGCAAGCCCCACACCGUACCAUGCAAGGUAACAGGCCGGUGCGGCUCUGUCCUGGUUCGUCUCAUCCCUGCACCGCGUGGUACUGGAAUUGUGUCUGCACCAGUUCCCAAGAAACUACUGAUGAUGGCUGGUAUCGACGACUGUUACACGUCAGCAAGGGGUUGCACAGCCACCUUGGGCAACUUUGCUAAGGCCACCUUUGAUGCCAUCUCCAAGACCUACAGUUACCUGACCCCUGACCUCUGGAAAGAGACUGUGUUCAUAAAAUCUCCUUACCAGGAGUUCACUGAUCAUCUGGCAAAGACCCAUGCCGCCAGAGUGUCUGUGCAGAGGACCCAGGCAGCUGCUGUGGCAACUACUUAAAAGAUUCUGUACAUCAAAUAAAGUGGAAUGACCAAGUCUGAUUUAUAAA
This is a messenger RNA of Elgaria multicarinata webbii, 985 nucleotides long. RefSeq names its product ribosomal protein S2 (gene RPS2). Bases 16 to 936 code for a protein of 306 amino acids. The transcript has 7 exons. Gene Ontology annotation, biological process: translation. Gene Ontology annotation, cellular component: cytosolic small ribosomal subunit; ribosome. The record is from RefSeq and is a predicted model, not a curated record. Gene Ontology annotation, molecular function: RNA binding; structural constituent of ribosome. Lineage: Eukaryota; Metazoa; Chordata; Lepidosauria; Squamata; Anguidae.